Messenger RNA from Dacryopinax primogenitus, 249 nucleotides. RefSeq lists its product as uncharacterized. The record is from RefSeq and is a predicted model, not a curated record. NCBI's taxonomy places the organism in Eukaryota, Fungi, Basidiomycota, Dacrymycetes, Dacrymycetales, Dacrymycetaceae. The annotation marks the transcript as partial. The transcript has a single exon.
GUGUUAGCAAAGCAUCACCGAGCUUUUGCCCUUGAUGGACGUCUCAGUCACUACCCGGAGCAGCUGAAGAUCAAGCUUCAAGAUGGGGCCAGACCAGUCUGUUCCCCCAUGUAUGGCGCCUUUCUGCUGAAGUGGAAAGUGAUCGACAAGCAGUUGGAAAAAUGGUUCAAAUUGGGCGUGAUUGAGGCUUCAGUCAGCCCCUGGGCUUCGCCUGUUGUCAUAGUGUACCACAAUAACAAAGCGUGCUUC